CCAGCUUGAGCCCCACCAUGCAGACCCCGGCAGAUUUCCCCAGGGGUGAGAGAGACUCACUCCCCUGUCCCAGAAAGCCCCGGACGCUGCGUGCUCCUGCCAUGGUGCCUCGGCCCUGCCGGCCGAAUGGAGCAGGAUCCCAAGCCGCCCCGCCUGCGGCUCUGGGCCCUGCUCCCCUGGCUACCCAGGAAGCAGCGGCCCAGGACCAGCCAGACCUCUCUGCCUGCCCCUGGCCCUGGCUCUGGCCCCAGGCGGGACUCGGAUGAGGGCGUCCUCAAGGAGAUCUCCAUCACGCACCACGUCAAGGCUGGCUCUGAGAAGGCCGACCCAUCCCAUUUUGAGCUGCUCAAGGUUCUGGGCCAGGGAUCCUUUGGCAAAGUCUUCCUCGUGCGGAAGGUCACCCGACCUGAUUGUGGGCACCUGUAUGCCAUGAAGGUACUAAAGAAGGCAACGCUGAAAGUGCGUGACCGCGUUCGGACCAAGAUGGAGAGAGACAUCCUAGCUGAUGUAAACCACCCGUUUGUGGUGAAGCUGCACUAUGCCUUCCAGACUGAGGGAAAGCUCUAUCUUAUUCUGGACUUCCUGCGUGGCGGGGACCUCUUCACACGGCUCUCUAAAGAGGUGAUGUUCACAGAGGAGGAUGUGAAGUUUUACCUGGCUGAGCUGGCUUUGGGCCUGGACCACCUGCACAGCCUGGGCAUCAUUUACAGAGACCUCAAGCCUGAAAA
Molecule: messenger RNA, 728 nt
Organism: Leptonychotes weddellii (Weddell seal)
Lineage: Eukaryota; Metazoa; Chordata; Mammalia; Carnivora; Phocidae
Source: RefSeq, a predicted model, not a curated record